Molecule: messenger RNA, 198 nt
Organism: Schistosoma guineensis
Lineage: Eukaryota; Metazoa; Platyhelminthes; Trematoda; Strigeidida; Schistosomatidae
Source: the annotation of a GenBank genome assembly
AUGAUUAUACAACAAAAACAACAACAUUUCAUGGAGUUCGGAAAUAUUGUCAAUAGCGAACAUUUACGUCAACAUCGACGUAGUUGUAUGGCAUUACCGCCAACACCAUCAUCUUUAUUCAAUGUAAAAGCACCGAUACGUUUAAUCGGUGAAAUGGAUGAUUGGAAUUUGCCUAGUUGUUCUGAUGAUUCGGAAUAA